This is a messenger RNA of Capronia coronata CBS 617.96, 1758 nucleotides long. RefSeq lists its product as uncharacterized. Lineage: Eukaryota; Fungi; Ascomycota; Eurotiomycetes; Chaetothyriales; Herpotrichiellaceae. Gene Ontology annotation, molecular function: DNA binding; catalytic activity. Gene Ontology annotation, cellular component: nucleus. The coding region runs from base 1 to 1758 and encodes 585 amino acids. Gene Ontology annotation, biological process: base-excision repair. The record is from RefSeq and is a predicted model, not a curated record. The transcript has a single exon.
AUGAUCGCCGACGAUGAGGCUUCUCCGGAGAAAGAGUUCACUCGAUCGGGGCAUGCGGUGGAAAAGGCGAAGGAGAGAUCGACGAGGACACGCAGGAAAAUCACAUAUGUGUCAAGACACUUCGUAGAGGCGAGUCCUAGGAGUGAGCCUGGUUCGGCGCGACCCUCACAAAGAAGUCAACCAGACAAGAAACGAGAGAAUUAUAGCAAUAAAGCAAAGAGAAAGCGGUCCUGCCAGAAGCAACAACAACAUGAUUCGGAUGAGAGACCUCCCGCAGCUCUGGCAACACCACCUGUGACACCAGCGCGUCCUCGUCCGCGUGUCUACUAUGGACUCAACAUCGACGACCUCUCCUCCGAUUCCAGCCUCAGCGAUGUCCCUGACGAUAUUGGACCAGACCCCUUUUCCUCGAAAGCAGACUCACCACCACCACCACCACCACCACCACUACCAGCGUCGUCAACUCCGACAGGAGACCAGACCUCGUUGGAAGCAUCAGCAGGACUGCGAUGGACUGCAUCUCCCGAACAACACCCCGCUGCUUCUACAGUUCAAGCCAUCAAAACCAAAACCAACCCCGAAAAGAAGAAAGUCCGCCGUCCCACCAAAUCGCCUUACUUCCCACAUCCACACAAACACAGACCAACCUUUCUAUCAACAUUGCCCUUCCCUCCCUUAUCCCACACCACGUUCGGCCUGAUGCAAGAACGUCUGGCUCACGAUCCGUUCCGCCUACUGAUCGCCACGAUUUUCCUGAACAAGACCCCCGGCGAGCGCGCCAUGCCCAUCUUCUACCAGCUGAUGUCGCGGUAUCCUACCCCAGCAGAUCUCGCCGGGGCGGAGGUCAGUGAGAUCACUUCCAUGAUUUACGGACUUGGGUUUCAGAACCAACGGGCGAAGAAAUGCGUGGCGAUGGCUAAAGCGUGGCUCGCCAACCCACCGCGGCGUGGGAAGAGGUACAGGAAGCUCAACUACCCGUGUAAAGGCGAUGGGAAGGAUGUGCGAGAGGAUGAGGUGUUGGCGGACGAUGAGAUCGAUGGUCGUGUCGCGUGGGAGAUUUCCCAUUUGCCUGGUCUGGGCCCCUAUUCUCAUGAUAGCUGGCGAAUAUUUUGCCGCGAUCAACUGAGAGGAAUUGGACCCAAAGGUGGCGAUGGAGAAGAUGUGGCUACAAGGGCAAGUGGAGAAGGGGAAGGAGAAGACGACGACGACGACGAUCCUGCUGCUGCUGCUGCUGCAACAAUAUGUCUUGGAUUGAAAGACUCGAACCAAGAAAUCGAAGAAGCUCCACCCUUACGAAAUCCUAGCACAGGACAUAGAGGAGUCGAGUGCGGAAGACAAGAUCAAGAUGGAGAUGGGGGACAGGAUCCUGACGACCCACGAAUUCAACCCGAAGCUCAAGCUGGACAUGAAUACGACCAUCAAGUGCCACCUACUCCUACUCCCACAACCCAUCCUCACACUCCCUUCGAACCUGAAUGGAAGCGAGUCAUCCCUACCGACAAAGAACUCCGAGCCUACCUGACCUGGAAAUGGCUACAAGAAGGCUGGGUCUGGAACAAGGAGACCGGCCAGCGCACGAAAGCCCCCGCAGCUCUACUCGAUCAAGCCCGCGGCGGGGGGAUUGUCGUUGAAGAAAGAGACUCGGAUCAUCUGAUAGUGAAUGGAGUCGAGGGCGAAGAAGUCAAUCACCUACAGGCAGAGCGGAAGGUGGAGAGGACGGCUUCAGAUUUUUUGCCCUUAGCUUCAACCUCAGACUGA